Phymastichus coffea is the source of this 3457-nucleotide messenger RNA. RefSeq names its product tachykinins-like (gene Tk). NCBI's taxonomy places the organism in Eukaryota, Metazoa, Arthropoda, Insecta, Hymenoptera, Eulophidae. Bases 115 to 1140 code for a protein of 341 amino acids. The record is from RefSeq and is a predicted model, not a curated record. The transcript has 7 exons.
GUCCGCCUUCGAGCCAGCGCGCACCAGCACACGGCGAGCCCCGGCGCGCCUCCCGCUUCCGACGUCGCCCACUUGGUUUCAGCUGCAGCGCCGACCGGCCCCCACGAGGCUGCUAUGGCCACGAGCGCGCGAGCGAGCACCGGCAGGAUGAGCUUGGCCUUGAUCGCGCUGGCGUUGUUGGCACCGAGCGGCGGCCAGGCACUGGCCGAGCACUCGACGACCACCACCGCGGAUACGAGCCAGCAGCAGCAACAACAGCAGCAGCAACAACAGCAGCAGCCGCGGCAGAGCACCUUCGACGUGGAUGAGCGCACGGGUAGCCAGCAGCCGCGCGAGCCCUCGUACCUGAGGCGCCUGCUGGCGGGCCAGUACUCGAAGCGCGCCUCGAUGCGCGGCUUCCAGGGCAUGAGGGGCAAGAAGAGCGAGAACGAGCUGCUGGACGAGGACUUCUACUACGACAAGCGAGCGCCGAUGGGCUUCCAGGGGAUGCGCGGCAAGAAGGCCGACGACGACGACGACUAUUACAAACGCGCGCCCAUGGGCUUUCAAGGGAUGCGCGGCAAGAAGAAUUUAGAACAGGUAAUCGACGAGCUGGAGAAGCGCGCGAUGCUGGGCUUCCAGGGUAUGCGCGGUAAAAAGGCCGAGGAGUACGAGGAGGAGGCGGCCGAGUUGUCGCCCUACUACGACGACUCCGACGACUGGCAGAAGCGCGCGCCCAUGGCCAUGGGCUUCCAGGGGACGAGGGGUCGCAAGAGCUACCCCGACGAGCUGGAGAAGCGCGCCGUGCUCGGAUUCCAAGGGACGCGAGGCAAGAAGGGACUCUACGCUGAGCAGGACGAGCUGCCGCUGGUCGACAGUUACGUGGGCAAGCGGCCGAUGAUGAUGGGCUUCCACGGCAUGCGAGGCAGAAGAAGCGCCAGCCAUUACGGAGCGGCGGACCCGGAGAGGUACGUGGACAAGCGGUCGCCCUACCGGUUCUUCAGCUCGCGCGGCAAGAAGAACCCGCGCUGGGAGCUGCGCGGCAAGUUCGUGGGCGUGCGCGGCAAGAAGUGGAGCCAGCCGCCGCCGCGACUGGACGUCCUCGCCAAGCAGCUUGCGCCGCCCUCGGCCUACGGCCCCGACGACGCCAUCUGGCACUAGGCUCGCGACAGGCGACACGCCCAAGCUGAACAACUGGCGAUGGCUUAAUCACUUCUCCACUACUUGGCUCACUCGGCUCUUUCGCUCGCCGGCCAUGGCGAGCUUUCGUUUUGUUUGCUUGUCGCGACGCUUCCCAUCGACUGACUAGUGCAGUUUCGCCUGACUUCACGCACCGUUAUAUCAUUUCCGUUCGCGAGAGGACAGAGAAAGGCUGCAAGAUAUACAUUUAAUAUUUAAGGUUGCGAUGUCUAAUUGAAAGCACUGAAAAAGAUUAUAUAAUUAUAUUGAAAGCGAACUAUAGAUGGAUGUAUACGCAACCAUACUAACCAAAGUUGGCUGGCGAUAUAUUUUUCUCUAAAUGUUGACAUCUAUUGAACGUUACUCUGCACGCACACGCGUUAUUCUAGAACUAUCUGUCACCGUGUAUCGUCAUAUCGUCGAUGCUGGACAUACCAACAGAACCGCACGCUCUUACCAUACUUUAGUCAGCUUCAUUUUUUUCAAUUGUUCGCCGGAAAUACCAGAACAGUUGUAGCGCUAUAGACAGAAGCCUAAAAGACGUUACGAUGGACUUUUAUGGGAUCACGUUGUACAAUUUUUAUCGACUCUACCUCUUUCCGUUUUUCGCGAGCGCGCUGUUGAUUUGACCUUAUGUGUCCUAGAACAGGACGAAUGCGCGCUCACAGCUCGUGAUUAUCCUCGCGGCUGGACCGAAAUGUGAACCAGACUUAUGGGAACAAAAUCGAAAUGUUACUAAUGCCCGACGGUGAACGUAUUUCGAAUGUACAUUCGCGUCUGCAAACUGCUUCGAGGACAUUCCGUGUCAAGUUUUCUUUCUGCGCAAAUGCGAUUUUUAUGGUUACAGAUCCUUAGGAGCGUACAACUUUCAUUUGCUAUCUUAGCGUCACACGUAAAGAUUGACAAUGCAAUUAUAGUUUUAACCAUGGCCGAGGACAAAGCAUCCGGUUAUUAGCGUGAUUUUUAUGAAAUUCAACUUUGCCGCACGGCAGCGUUGCUCUAAUGAUAUUAAUUUGAUGCAACUUUUUUAGAUUGAACGAGACUCAAAGCUUUAAUUUAAGUAUAUGUACACGCAUCUCAUUUACUAAUUAGUUGAUAAGUAUCUCAUAGACUUUUACCACAUUGAUGCACGAUACAUCAAAGUACAGUUUAGUACUAUGAUACACGAUAAACUGACUUUUCCAUGGAACAUCGCUCGAAGAAUUGAAACUUGUGUAAUAAGAAGCUUAUAGUACCUAAAUUCUUUCAUCGUGCCAAUACUCCUGUAAUACGAAUAAUAACAAACCAAAUAUCUAAUGAUAAGUCUAUUUUAAACUCUUCGACUUUUCAAACGAUGUACACCUUAUUGACUAAAGUAUGGUAGAAAAGAUGAAUAGUGAAAUGGACUGAUCGCGAAAUACAAGUCAGUUUUUUAUGAACGAACACAAAUGGAGAAUCAAACGAAUCAUAUACCAAAAAAAAGUAUCAAGUACCUGUCUAUAAAAAAAUUAUAAUUUUAUAUAAGACGUUGAAUAAUUGAUCAGGAAAUGCUUUCAAAUAGGAGACGCAGACGGCAGGCAGAUUAAAAAUAUUUUACGCGCUAUAAACGUAUAUUUCUCCAAGUUGGAAAUUUUAUGACCCGUUAAGCACGCAAUAAAAGAAAACGCUCGUACAUAGAGUCGUCAAUAUACACUCUUUUGACAACUUUCAAGCAGUAUAAUAUUUUUUCCAUUUCGAAAUAUAACCGUCCAGAAAAUAAUCUAUAGCACAAAAAAUAGAAGUCCACUGAGAUUUUGAUUUUAUCAGCACGACGACUCUAAAAGGAUGAGGCGAGGGAAUAUUUCUACGACGACUAAGACUCGACUCUCCGAGAAAGGCAGAUAUCUCGAGGCAGCAUGUUAUUGCGCGCAAGUUUACCUAAAUGUAAUUAGACGAGGAAAGCGUGAGAGAGAGAGAGAGAGAGAGAGAGAGAGAGAGAGAAAGAGGAACUUUUGUCGAAUGCACAAUGUAAAUAAAUUACUAGGCUUACACGACGAAUGGAAGUAUAUAACGACGAAAACUUGUAUGCAGCCUACAUAUAUACAAACUCAAAAUCUCUCAGUUUCUAUAAUAUCUGUUUCGCAUGCAUCCAUGCAUAUAUUUCAACAAAGAUAUUCCUGUUCCACAUAUCGAUGUACAACUGUGUAAAAGCAAAUAUGAUAUGGAUUUAAAAAAAUAUAUGUGUCUACAUUCCAAAGAUAAUAUCCCUGUCGUUUUAUCAAUUUAUUGUCUUUUAGUGUCAUAUAUUUAUUAUUUUUCAGCACUUUAUAAACGACGUUCG